AUAACGCCGGACUUUGAGAAUUAUUCAAAAUUAUUUCUCAGAGCACCAUUUUAGUCUCAACAAGGGAAAUGGACUGUCAACAGCUACCGCUGGAAAGCAAAUAAACUAUUAGUCAGUCUUGUCCGGAUAUAAUUGACUGCUAAGUAUUCGUAUUCUUUCUCGAAAAAAGUGUUCGGUCUGCCUUUUAAUGAGAACCCACAACUAAUAAGAUUAAAAGUGCAAAGUGUGCAAUAAUGACGCAGCCAUCGGAGCAUAAAAUGGUGUUUAAAAUGGACAGUGACGUGUUUUCCGAAUCUGUAAAGUAUGAAAAGGAUAAUGAAUCUCCUAGGGAGUUCCAACCCGUGAGCAUGGUUUUUAAAAUGGAUGCUCAAAUGGAGGUUAUUGAAAGACCCGCGGUUCCGAGUUCUAAUAAUUCUCAGCAGAAGCUGCAGCCUCCUUAUGUCUGCAUACUGAACCACGAAGAUUUUUCGGAAAAUCCUGGUCUCAAUCGAAAGGGCAGCUCAAAGGAUGUCGAAGCACUGCACAGGACCUUCAGGAAACUUAAUUGCCAGAUUGAAGACGUUAGCAAUCCAACGUUUGCCAAGGUUCAGGACACAAUGGAGAAAUUGUCUGAAAAAAACUUUGACAACCUGGCUGGAGUGGUAAUCGUCAUCUUGAGCCAUGGAGACCUGAAAGAAAAGAUCCUCACCUGCGACAGUAAAGUGUACGACUUAGACGAACAUGUUCUCUUUAAGCUCUUUGAAAACCGCACGCUGAGAAGGAAACACAAAAUCCUAAUAGUUCAAGCCUGCAGGAACGGGUGGGAGAAGGAGGCUGUGAUGAGGCAUGGCUCUCAGUUCAUGAAGUGUUACAGCACCACAGAACGUUUUGACAGCUUUCUCGACCCAUCGACUGGGUCGAUUUAUAUACAAACCCUGUGCGCCGCAAUGGAUCAGGAUGCCCUCGAGAAGGACUUUAAGUUGAUCAUUGAGGAUGUAAACGAGAAGGUGGAAAAGUUGGCCAAACUUAAAGGUACAAACCAAACGCCAUCGAUAUCUUAUAACAAAUGGCAACCGCUCUGUUUUGGACACUUUGUGAAGAACGCAUUGUAAAAAUAGUUUUAAAAAUAAUAGCUUUCAAGAAAGAAACCCGCAGUAAAACGAGUAGGUACUUAAAAAAUC
Molecule: messenger RNA, 1160 nt
Organism: Drosophila ficusphila
Lineage: Eukaryota; Metazoa; Arthropoda; Insecta; Diptera; Drosophilidae
Exons: 5
Coding region: 234-1091 (285 amino acids)
Biological process (GO): apoptotic process; proteolysis
Cellular component (GO): cytoplasm
Source: RefSeq, a predicted model, not a curated record